AUGUCAAAUUACAGAAAUAGACUGCAAAUUUACAAGUUUGGUGUAACAUAACAUGAAAAACAUGUACUACAUUUACUUGACGGUUUUAAACUGUAUUUUUUCUGACGCCCAGCUGCCGGACUAUUACCGUUUUUGUGGGAUUUUUUUACAGUGUAUAGCGAACUGAUUACCUUUAGUCAAUACUGUAUUUACGAUGUAUAAAACCACUACAGUAUUUAGGAAAUUUGACAGUUUGCUCUAAAUACUAAAGUAUACUCUAUUUUUAUGUGGGUAUGUGCACGCUUUUGUGACUCUGUUUUUUUGUAAAAAUCCCUAAAAAAAAGUAAAUAAAUAAGCAAACAAUAAAGAAAGAAAAUAAAGAAAAAACACAAUUACAAACCUUUAUGGCAUAAAACAUUUAUAAAACUAUAAAUAAACCUCCGCGUAGCUCAUAUGUCGCGUUGGUAACUUUAUGAAGAGGAGGAAGAGGUGGAGAUGUAGAGACACGUGGCUCCUCCCACGAGCAAUCGGAUGGAUUUACUCUGUGCCUAAUGUCCUCGCUGGUCCUACAAACGCACAGCCAUCAGAUAUUGUCUCAGUUUAGUUAAACCCUCUUACAAGAGAUCAUGACGGAUUUUAACGCGAUGAGCUCAGUGAUAUAUUCGUGAGUGCUGUACGCAGACGACGACUUUAUUGUAGUCUUAUUUACAUUGCUAUGACACUACUUGAAUCGAGUGUUAAGUCGAGUUUGUUAAAGUGCUUUGAAUAAAGAAUCGCGAGAUAAAGUACACACGCGCGCGCAAGAAGAAGUGAGGUACCUGCGCUGUUCCCCUUGCCAGGGAGAAGGUUUGUGGUGUGUUAGUGGGAUGUCUGAAGAUCAGCUGUGGCCUGACUAUGGUGAAACACCAACCCUUGCAGGUCUAUGAGAGACAGCUGUGUUUAUCCUGCCUGACCGGGAUCUACGGCUGCCGUUGGAAACGUUACCAGCGCUCCCAUGACGACAGCUCCAAGUGGGAAUGUGCAUGGUUCAUCCUCCUCUGCUGUUCAUUUCUCCUCCUCCUCAUCUGGUCUUACUUCUGGUGGCAAGCUCGUAAUGAUUACAACGAGUUCAACUGGUUGUUGUAUAACCGUUCGGGCGUUUGGAAGGAUGGCACUGUCCCCAUUCUCGCUACAACACUCACAGGAUUUACUUACUCUGCAUUUUUAAUAGUUCUUGCGCUUUGUCAUGUUGCACUGGGACAGCAGCUUAACUUAUAUUGGCUCCAUAAGAUUGGAGUUUUAGCAGUUCUCCUCACCACCGUCACAGGAGUUGUGUCCAUUGAUGAUUUCUGGCAGGAUGAGUGGGACAUUGUGAUUAUUUCUCUCCAGUUCACAGGUCCGUUCCUUCACAUCGGGGCCUUAGCUGUGGUCACAGCGUUGGGGUGGGUCGUUGCUGGUCAGGUGGUACGAGGAGAAAGAUCAAGACUCCAGGUUGUAACUCUGAUGGUUUACGUGAGUGUUCUCCUGGUUCUGUAUCUGGUUCCUCUCUUCAUCUCAUCUCCCUGCAUCAUGGACUGGUCCAAGCUCGGUCCUCGUCCUGCUGUCAUCGGUCGUCGCGGAGCUCCGAUGCUUGCUCCAGAACACACAGUUAUGUCGUUCAGUAAAGCCUUGCAACACAAAGUAAACUCCCUGGAGGCUGAUGUUGCCAUCAGUCUGGAUGGAGUGCCCUUCCUGAUGAGGGACCGUACGCUUCGCAGGACCACCGAUGUGGACGAACUGUUUCCUGCCCGUCAGAACAACGACGCCUCGCUAUUUAACUGGACAGAGAUCCGGAGUCUCAAUGCUGGACUUUGGUUCCUCAGGGAUGACCCAUACUGGACAGUUCAGUUCAUGUCAAAGAGGGAACGGAACCGCACAGCCAAUCAGACUGUGUGUAGCCUGGCGGAGCUCCUGCGUCUGGCUGCUCGAACAAAUCGCUCUGUGAUCUUCAAUCUGCGACGACCUCCACCCCAACACCCACGACAUCAGCUCUGGGUCAGCGACGCUCUGAAAGUGAUACAGAGGUCCAGUAUUCAACCAGAACAGGUGAUGUGGACACCCGACUGGUACAGAGAUAAGGUGCGGGCAGCAGUUCCUCUCCUCCAGCAGACGUCAGAUGAGAAACUUCCAGUGUCUCAGCUAAAGGACAGAGGGAUCAGCACAUUGACGCUUCACUACAGCCAAGCCAGAGCUCAGGAUAUCAGGCAGUUUUCGGGCAGUAAUGUGAGUGUGAAUGUGUAUCCAGUGAACGAGCCGUGGCUUUAUUCACUCAUGUGGUGCAGCGGAGUGCAGUCGGUUUCCUCUGAUGCUCCACACAUCCUGAAGAAAGUGCCUAAUCCAAUAUGGAUCAUGAGUGCAGAUGAAUAUAGCUUGAUAUGGAUCACCUCAGAUCUCAUCUCUUUAGCGAUUGUCAUUUGCAUCUUCAUAUUUCAAAAUUAUCACCUGAUCAGGUGGAAGAUGAGCGGCAUGCGUAGCUACAACCCUGAGCAGAUCAUGCUGAGCGCUGUGGUCCGCCGGCCGAGUCGGGACGUCAACAUCAUGAAGGAGAAACUUAUCUUCUCAGGAGUUUUAUCCCAUCUCUGGACCUCUCCCCUAUAUUUCAAAAUAACAAGUUUCAGCGCUUUCCAUCCUUUAGAAAUCAAUAAUGGAGUUGGGAGCACAGAUGAGCUUUCUGUGUAUACAGGGAAUGGAUUAGAUGCGUAUGCGUGUGAAGACACCGUGAUGCUCUCAAGUCAUGUGACUAAAGUAAAACCUGGACUUCCGGUUUGAAACAAUUUAUGGAAGGAACAUCUCAAGUUUAUGAUUAUUAUUGUUUUAGCCUGAGUUUCCCUACUGUUCUUGUUGAUUUAUAAACACUCGGGGGACUCGGAGAACAAGAGAAGCGUAAUUGGAUCAGAUUUGUUUGUACACGGUUCUGAUAAUUACAUCACUGUUUCAGUGUUCUGUGUUGAUGCCUUAUGUAUGGAUUAUUUUUCCUGUAUUUAAAAAUGGAGUAGAGUUAUUGUAGCAGUAUGUGCACUAAACAGAGUCAAAAGCAGAUACUGUCCUACUGUUAAAGGAACAGUUUACCCCAAAAUAAAAAUUCUGUCAUCAUUUACUCGCCCUCGACUUGUUCCAAAUCUGUAUACAUUUAUUUGUUCUGAUGAACACAGCGAAAGAUAUUUGGAAGAAUGCUUGUAACUAAACAUUUCUUGGCCACCAUGGACUACUAUAGUAGGAAAAUUUUCUUUAUAAAUUUCUUUCUGUUGCACACAAAAGAAGAUAUUUUGAAGAAUGUAGAAAAGCAAACAGUUCUGGGGCACUUUUGAUUACCAUUGUCAUUUUUCCUACUAUGGUAGUCAAUGGUGGCCAAGAACUGUUUGAUUACAAGCAUUCUUCCAAAUACUUUUCUGUGUUCAUCAGAACAAAGAAAUGUACACAGAUGUGGAACAACUUGAGGGGGAGUGAAUGAUGACAGAAUUUUUAUUUUUGGGUGAACGGUUUCUUUUAAGAUCUUGAUGUGAAUAACAGAUGAUUAAUAGGUUAAAUGUUCAUAUCAUGCAGAAGUAUAAAUGUUCAGGAUGUCCUGUAAACUGUAAAAGGAUAAUUAUUUAUUUUUUAUUUAUUUUACUUUUGUAACAUUAUUUGCUUCCUGAUGAUUCAUAUAUUGCUGUAGCUAAAGAUCAAUUUUCUUACUGCUGUAUCAAUGUCUUUUUAAGCAAUUUAUUUUGUAAAGAAAUCUCUGAAUUGUGUCGAGUGUGUUUUUCAUGGUAGCUUUGGGUUAAAAUGGAUUUUCAGGUUUGCACAAAUUUGAUCUGCUGUUGUUCCAUGAAAAACAGUCCAAUAACUUUGAAAUAUAACAAACAUUGUUUACAGAUUAGUAGGUCCAAUGUGCAACGUACAAAAAAAAUAACUCAAAAUAAUGUAUAUAUUAUAUUAUUGUUUCUGACCACACUUGACCACACCACACGCUGUCUAUUUUUAAAGGGGUAGUUAACUCAUCGUUUUCAUGACCUUCUCAAGCCGGUUUAAUUUUCUUUCUUCUGCAGAACACAAAAGAAGAUAUUUUGAAAAAUGUCGGUAACCAAACAACACUGACCCCUAUUGACUUCCAUAAUAUGGACACAAAACCUCUGUGACUAAUCAAAACCUUUUCUUUUGUGUUCCACGAUUUUGUACAUGGUGAAUAAAUGAGAACAGAAAUGAAUUUUUGAGUGCACUAUCCCAUUUAAGUGUAGUAAAAUAAUCCCUCACUAGAUGGCAGCAACGAUUCAAGACAGUCUUACCUCCUGCGUGAUACUGACUUCUGAAAAGUGUUUACAUAAAAGCAGGAGAUCAUCUCUGAUCUUAGUUGAUUUCAUUUAACAUUUC
Messenger RNA from Triplophysa rosa, 4347 nucleotides. It is a transcript of the gene gdpd5a, whose product is annotated as glycerophosphodiester phosphodiesterase domain containing 5a. The transcript is spliced from 17 exons. Lineage: Eukaryota; Metazoa; Chordata; Actinopteri; Cypriniformes; Nemacheilidae. Gene Ontology annotation, biological process: lipid metabolic process; positive regulation of neuron differentiation. Gene Ontology annotation, molecular function: glycerophosphodiester phosphodiesterase activity. Gene Ontology annotation, cellular component: plasma membrane. The coding region runs from base 874 to 2766 and encodes 630 amino acids. The record is from RefSeq and is a predicted model, not a curated record.